CUUAAAUUUGUAACUUCUGUGAUUAAAUUCUCGUUCAAAGAAUAUCUCGAAAAAUUAGAGAAAAAUUGUUGAUAGUUACUCAUUUAUUUAUUUAUUUAUCUUGAUUGCGUGUUUUUUAAUUUCAUUAAUUAUAAUUCGAAUCGUAAAUCUGAAUCUGUCUAUUUAAUUUGUUAUUAGGCUGAGGCCAAGAAAAAAGAAGAAUUUAAAAAUUAAUAAAAUAUUAAUAAAGUUUAAUUAAAUAAAUUUGUUAUUUUAAAUUUAAAAUAAUAUAGUUAAGUUAGGGAUGUCUUUCCAAAUCAAUGUGCCGCCAUCUCUGGUGGCAAAGAUAAAGAAGGAUGAAGAGACUGCUGAGGAAGAGAGUAGAGAAAAGAAGAGAGAAGAUUGGAGGAAGAUUAAGGAGUUGGAGGAGGCCAGGAAGGCUGGAACUGCCCCUGCCAUGCAAGACGAAGAGGGAAAGGACAUCAACCCCCACAUUCCUCAGUACAUCAUGCAGGCACCAUGGUACAUCGGGGCUCUCCAGCCUACUCUGAAACAUCAGAGGGAACCUGAUGAAAGAAAAAAAGUUUAUUCAGGCCUAAAUGAGUGGUACAACAAAGGGGUGAAGGAAGAGGUCACUGCCACAAAGUUCAGAGAGGGAGCGUGUUCAAAUUGCGGUGCUAUGACCCAUAAGAAAAAAGAUUGUUUUGAAAGGCCUCGAAAGAUUGGAGCAGAGUACACAGGAACGAACAUAGCGCCAGAUGAGUUCAGCCAACCGCAACUUGACUUCAACUACGAAAGCAAGAGGGAUCGCUGGAAUGGCUACGAUCCGGCCAAUCAUAGAAGAAUUUUUGAAGAAUUUCAGAAGAUGGAGGAAAUGAGGAGAGAGAUGAAGGCUAAAAAGUUGGAUAAAUCGUUGAUGGUGGGGGAAGAAGAUGGCGCUGUUGAGGACAAUGCCAAAGAAGAGGAAGAGGAUGGAGAUGAGGAUGAUGACGAGAAGUAUGCAGACAGUAUGGCGAUGCCCGGGCAGAAGUUCGAAACUAAGCAGAGGAUCACCGUUAGGAAUUUGAGGAUUAGAGAAGAUACUGCUAAGUACUUGUACAACCUGGAUCCAAAUUCCGCAUUCUACGAUCCCAAAACCAGAUCCAUGAGGGAAAAUCCGUUCAAGGAUAAAGGUGUUGAUCCCAAGGACCUACCCUACGCUGGGGACAAUUUUGUCCGGUGGUCCGGCGACGCUUACGAGAUUGCCAAGAAGCAGAAAUUUGCUUGGGAAGCCUAUGAGAAAGGUUCGGAUGUUCACGUUCAGGGGCUGCCGACGAAACUGGAACUCUUGAACAAAGAGUACGAGAAGAAGAAAGAUAUCAUAAAAGAUCGACAGUGGUCCAACAUCAUUGAAAAGUACGGGGGGCAGGAACAUUUAAAUGUUCUUCCUAAAUCUCUGUUGCUUGCACAAACGGAGGAAUACGUGGAAUAUUCGAGACACGGUACAAUCGUGAAGGGUAGCGAGAAAGCCAUUGUCAGAUCAAGAUACGAAGAAGAUGUACUGGAAAAAAAUCACACUGCUAUCUGGGGUUCAUUUUGGAAGGAAGGCAGCUGGGGUUACAAGUGUUGUGAGUCAAUUGUCAGAGGGUCUUACUGUAUUGGUCAGUCUGGCCUGCAGACUAAGUUGUUAGAAGAAAAAGAAGAAGAAGAGGAGGAGAAGGAAAACGAAGAUAAUAAAUCACCGAAAGAUAAGAUAAUCUCCGAAAAAGGUAAAACUUCAUCGAGCGCGUCUAACGAAGAAGACACAACCAACGCCAUCAGCAGCAACGGCUGUAGCAACACCACAAAGUCGUUACUACACCAACAUCUUGAAAAGUUACAAGCCGAAGAGAAGCAAAAGGAAAGAGAAGAAAGGAAGAGGAAGAAGAAGUCAAAAAAGAAUAAAAAGCAUAAAAAGCAUAAGAAACAGAAAAAGGAAGGUAAAUCUAAUAAUAAAUCACGAGAUUCCAGCAGUGAUGACGAUGAUGAUUCUAGCGACGACGACGACGAUGAUGAUCGUGAAAAGAAGAUUACAAAGGCCAUAAGACAAGAGAAAAAGAGAUUGAAGGAAGUGGAAAAAAUGAUGAAAGUAGAUGAAAAGAGUCGACCAUAUAACGUCCUGUACGAUGGUAAGGGGCCGACUGAGGAGCAAAUUGAGGCCUACCAGAGGUUAAGGGUCAGACCGGAUGACCCCAUGGCCAAUUACGUCGAUAAUGAGAGAUGAAUUCUGAUUGGUUGGUUGUGAUCGACAUGAUUGGUUGGAUGCGUUUGUACACUUCAAACUUUUUUAACCUUAAAUUUUUGACUUUUUCGUAAAAUUAAUAAAAAUUUUGGAAUUUAAUGAAAAUUCGAUUUCUAUUCAUUCGUUUAAAU
Messenger RNA from Helobdella robusta, 2370 nucleotides. RefSeq lists its product as hypothetical. Gene Ontology annotation, cellular component: spliceosomal complex. Gene Ontology annotation, molecular function: pre-mRNA 3'-splice site binding. Gene Ontology annotation, biological process: mRNA splicing, via spliceosome. The coding region runs from base 284 to 2221 and encodes 645 amino acids. NCBI's taxonomy places the organism in Eukaryota, Metazoa, Annelida, Clitellata, Rhynchobdellida, Glossiphoniidae. The transcript has 14 exons. The record is from RefSeq and is a predicted model, not a curated record.